This is a messenger RNA of Hevea brasiliensis (rubber tree), 3791 nucleotides long. RefSeq names its product nucleolar complex-associated protein 3. Gene Ontology annotation, biological process: DNA replication initiation. The record is from RefSeq and is a predicted model, not a curated record. Gene Ontology annotation, molecular function: chromatin binding. The transcript has 13 exons. Gene Ontology annotation, cellular component: nucleolus. NCBI's taxonomy places the organism in Eukaryota, Viridiplantae, Streptophyta, Magnoliopsida, Malpighiales, Euphorbiaceae. Bases 1097 to 3601 code for a protein of 834 amino acids.
CGACCAAUUAAGGCUUUCUAAAGGAGCAUGCAAGGAUUGGUAGCCAGAGCUAUUAUUAUUUCCCUGUAGGCUUUUGAGAGCGAAUAUUUCUCUCAAAGUUCAUCUUGCUAUUCGUCUCUCAAGACCGUUGAGUUUUUCAGUUUUCAAAGGCUCCCUUGUCCUUUAAGGCAAGGGAAGAUGCUUGUUCUAGUCUAACUGAGGUCUAUCCCCCUCUCAACUGGGCUAGAAGUGUAUAGUCCUUAGUUAGUUCGUGUUCUUGCAGGUGUGGAUGAAAAUGGGAGAGUUUCCAGUGAAGACCUGCUAAAAUGGAUAUGUGUUUUGCUGUCUGUUUGGGUGCCACUGAAUAUAGAGGGUCUCUUGCAUGUUUGAUGGAAGUAACUUUAGGUCCUUGUGCCAACCGGAUCUAGUAGCUGCCGACCCCCAUCUGGCUACACGCGAUUGAGACGCCAAGAGCUCUGCCUCAUCCCCUGUGAACGGUCGUCGGCGAUGGCUAUGCUUUCUAGUUUUCGAGGUCCAGUGUAUGGCGGAGAUGAAGCUCCAAUUGGGACUACAAAGAAAGAGGCAGGCUCCAGCUACUGAAUCCUUUGGUUGGUGCUUUUCCAUCCACCGAAUCCAACUCCAGCUUCUAGGAGGAGCAGUAGUCAUGCUUUUUGAUGUUGCUCUUGUGUUUUCCCAUGGUUAAUGAGAUAUAGGGUAGGGUUUCCUUGGGUUGGAAUGUUUUCUGUUUGGGCUGAGUUCCUGGGCCUUAGAGAUGACUCUUUGUGUACAAGAUGUAAUGUUUUGCUCUAUGGGCCAUAAAAUGCAACUAUGCAAUUGAAAAAAAAAAGGAGCGACCAAUUUCAACUUCAUAUAGAAACAUGCACUUUUUUUUUGCAAGAAUUUGUAAAACUGGGCCUCCAUGAAAGCUACUAAAUAAAGGAAUUGGGCUCUUGCCGAGUGAGGCCCAAUAGGCCCAUAUUGGAAAACCGAAGCGCAUUAUCUCUUAAAACUAACUUAUGUGGCAGUCUAAAACCCUAAGCCCCAGCUCUGGUCAUUGUGUUGCUUCUCCUGGUAUCUGCAUUGGACGUCUCCUUUUCUUUGGUUGGUAAAAGAGAAAAUGGUGAAGAAGAAGCAGAAGCAAAAGAUAGUGUUGCCACCGGCGUUGCCGCCGGAGAUAUCUGAGGAUGAAAUUGAGGUCUCUGAUGAGGACUUGCAAUUCGUCAAUGAGAACAGAGAUUAUGCUGGCUUUGUUUCUCGCUUGGACACCGAUACCAUCACCAGGCAUGUUUCUCGCGUUGCUGAUUUAGAAGGAGAUGAUUUAGAAGCAGCGUAUGAGAAGCGGCUGGGGAGGAAGUCACAGCAGAAACAGGAGGAGGAAGUGCGGCUUCAAGUUGAUCCUGUUGAUGCUCUUCCUGUAAAGACUUUAGAUGGAAAACUUUACUAUCGGACUUUGUCCAAUACAUCAGAAAAAUCUGAAAAUGGUCGGGACGCAGAUGAUGAGAAGGGUGAUUCCGGCGCUGAUAAGGGUAUAGUGAGACUGACGAAAGCAGAAAGGAGGGCAAAGCUGAAAAAAAGCAAGAAAGAGGCAAAGAAACAAGGGAAGGAGUUGGGGAAGACAGAAGAAGUGCAAGAAACCCCACAAGCCGCUGUGCUGGCCAAGGUGAAAGAAGAUCUCACUGCUGAAGAAGUGUUUGAAAACAAGAAGCUUAAAUUAGCAGAGCUGGGCAUCGCAUUGCUGGCAGAUCCAGAGUCGAAUAUAAAAACUCUGAAAGAGAUGUUGCAAUUCUGUAAAGAUGAUGAUCAUGCUAUUGUCAAACUUGCAUUGUUAUCGUUGUUAGCUGUUUUUAAAGACAUUAUUCCAGGCUACCGGAUUAGGCUUCCUACUGAGAAGGAGCUAGAAAUGAAAGUUUCCAAGGAUGUUAAGAAGUUGCGGUACCAUGAAUCAACACUUCUGUCUGCAUACAAGGUUUACUUGCAGAAGCUGAUGGUAUUAGAGAAACGGUCCAAGUACCAGCAUGUGGCUGUUCGCUGCAUUUGUACUUUGCUUGAAGCAGCUCCCCACUUCAACUUCUGUGAAAAUUUGUUAGGUGCUGUGGUUGAAAACAUAGGUUCUUCAGAUGACGUUAUAAGGAAACUUUGUUGUGCUACUAUUAAGUCACUUUUUACCAGCGAGGGAAAGCACGGUGGUCAAGCUACUGUAGAGGCUGUUCGGUUAAUAGCUGAUCAUGUUAAAGCUCAUGAUUGUCAAUUGCAUCCGGAUUCUGUUGAGGUAUUGUUGUCAUUGUCCUUUGAUGAAGAUCUUGGAAAGGCUGAAGAAGAGGACAAGGAAAAUAAAUUUAGAAACAAGAAAAGCAAGAAGAGAAAGAAUAAUGAGGAGCCAAGUCAAUUACAAGAAAAUGAUAGAAAAAAAAGUAGGAAAGAACUGUUGACAAAAAUGAGGGAGGAGGUUGCUGCUGAUUAUAAGGCUGCUGCUUUUACCACAGAUGUUAAGGAACAGAAAAGGAUGCAAUCAGAGACACUUUCUGCUGUCUUUGAGACAUAUUUUCGCAUCUUGAAGCAUACCAUGCUGUCAACCACAGACAGUCCUGAAGCGAAUGAUAAUUUAGUUGCCAAUGCAACUGGGGCCCACCCUCUGCUUGCUCCUUGUCUGAAUGGAUUGGGAAAGUUUUCUCAUCUAAUAGAUCUGGAUUACAUUGGAGAUCUUAUGAAUUAUCUGAAAAAGCUUGCUGGUGGUGAUACCAACUCUAACAGUUCCUCAGAAAGAAGUUCGAAGUACUUGACUGUUUCUGAACGCCUUCAAUGCUGCAUUGUUGCCUUUAAAGUGAUGAAGAGCAAUCUAGAUGCCCUAAAUGUUGAUUUACAGGGCUUCUUUGUGCUGCUGUAUAAUCUUAUUCUUGAGUACAGGCCUGGAAGAGAUCAGGGUGAAGUAUUAGCAGAAGCUUUGAAGAUUAUGUUAUGUGAAGACAGACAGCAUGAUAUGCAAAAGGCUGCUGCAUUUGUAAAACGUUUGGCCACAUUCUCACUGUGCUUUGGAUCAGCUGAAUCCAUGGCUGCUUUGGUAACUUUGAAGUAUCUCCUCCAGAAGAAUGUCAAAUGCCGGAAUCUAUUGGAAAAUGAUGCAGGGGGUGGCUCAGUUUCUGGUUUUGUUGCGAAAUAUCAGCCGUAUGCCUCAGAUCCUAAUUUAAGUGGGGCACUUGCCUCAGUCCUCUGGGAACUCAAUCUUCUCUGCAAGCAUUACCAUCCAGCUGUUUCAACGAUGGCUUCAAGCAUUUCAAGCAUGAGCACUUCUCAUAACCAAGUUUAUCUUUCCUCAAUAUCUCCUCAGCAAGCUUUUACAGACUUGUCCCUCGAAAGGGAGUUGCUCAACCCAAAAUACGACAUUAGAAAAUCAAAUAGCAAGAGGAAAAAAGGGUCUUCUAAAAUGACUGGUGGCUUUGGUAGUUCUCUAGAUACAAGUUCAGCUGAUGAAGACGAGUUGAAAAAGAAACUUUCUGAUCAUUUUGUGCUCCUCCGUGAUUUCAAAGAGAAUGGGAGACUAAGGAGCGAAUUAGAGCGUACUACGUUAGCCCUACAAUUAUAUGACGAAUACAAGAAGCAAAAGAAGAAAAACAGGAAGGCUUAAUACCAAGAACGACAGGAAAUGAGCAUUCAAUAUUUUAGGUAUUGGAAUUUUUUUUCAAAUUGUACAGUUGUUUUCUGCAACAUUCUUGUUUAAUUGGUGAGGCCAUAGUCAAGCUGUGCAGUGGGCAUCAUGAAUCUGAUGUUUGAUUAGUUUGUUCUUAAUGCGAGCUUAAACCCAAUUUUAGCUUAAA